GGAAGAUAUUUUUGGGUAGGGGAGAGAGAAAGGGAGGGAUCACAGGAGAGUGAGAGAGACGGAAGCGGAGACGAAAGCGUAGAUCCAAAAGGCAGAGACACAACCCAGAAGCAGAAGCAUAAUAAUGAACAGCACAAAAGAAGAAAGUUGUGGCAAGGAACUGACAUGGAUCGAGUGUAUAUGGCCAAUCAUAGAACAUCUCUUGACUCGUAUAACAAAUGGCAAUAAAGAAGAAGAAGAAUGGAGCAACAAUAACAAAAAAGCACAUGCUAUAAAUGAAGAUGAUGAGGGAAGAGUAAGCAAAAGAAGCAAUAGCAACAAAAAGGUGGAAAUUGCAUAUGAUGAUGAUAAUGAGAGAAAAGCAAUGGACAAUACUGAAGAAGGAAGUAGUAACAACGAGAAGGCACGUAUUGCAGGUGGUGGUAGUGGGAAAGGAGAAAUGGACAUUAAAGAACAAGGAAGCAUUUACAACAAAUGGUCACUAAUUGGAGAUGAUGUCUUGGGCAUCAUUCUAAGAAACUUAGGCGUCAUUGAUUACCUUCAAACCCUAGCUGUAUGCUAUAGUUGGAGGUCCAUAGUCGUUAAAUGCAUUGCUGACAAACAUUGUCUUCCAUCACCUGAAUUGCCACUUCUUUUUCUUCAAACAAUGGAAAUGAAAAACCUUCCUUUCUUCGACUUGCCCAGAGGAAGAGUCUUCAACUCCACAGGGUUAUCACAUGAAUUCUUCCAUCAUUGCUAUGGCACAAUAAAAGGUUGGAUGAUCAUGGUUGAAUCUUUCAACAAUUCUUUUGAUUAUGUUCAAGAAACUGAUGUGCGGAUCUUCUUCUUCAACCCAAUAAUGAAUGCUAAGGUCUAUAUACCGUCAAGGUUGAAAGUAAAAGGUAAAAUUAGGAAUAUUGUGGCAUCAACAGAGCCCAAUGACCCAAACUGUGUUGUGGCAUGUCUUUUUCAUCGUAGCUAUGUGUUUGCAUUUAGUUGGAUUUCAAAUGAGUCAUGGACUAUCAUCAAAGAAGAUGUGUCUACAGCAUUGGCGUUCAUGCAUGCAGAGAUUAUUGAUGGAAAAUUGUAUGCUUUGACCAAUAACUCACUAUUAAACUCUUUGGUUUGUUAUGAUUUGCAAAAAGAACCCAUAAAACCCAAAAUUUUAGCAAGGCUUCCUGAAAGAAGAUUUCCUAUAAUAAGAGGGAAAACGGGUCCCGGGGACUUCAUUUAUGAUGGUGAUGGUUGUAUUCUUAAUUCUUGGGAAGCUCAUGGGGACAUUCUUCGAACUCUUGCAAUUGAUCCUUCAUCAGGGGAGCUGUUCCUUACUUAUUUGGUUUGCAACUCAAUCUUUAGGUUGAAGGAAAUGCUUAAUGAUACGGCAGGAAAGGAGUAUACUAGUCCACCCAAGAUUGUGGACAGCCAAGUGUUCAAGUUGGACAUGAGUAAAGAACCUAGAUGGAUAGAAGUUAAAAACUUGGGAAAUCGUAUGUUGUUCAUUGGGUAUUGGAAAAGUUUUGUGGUGUCAAAUGAUGCUCUUCAGUGCCCUAAAGAGUUUAUCAAAGGAAAUUGUAUUUAUUUUGCUUAUCGUUUUCCAUGUGUUAAGGGUAUCACGGAUGAAUGGAGAGGCUUGAGAAUCGGGAGGCAUCGUAGGAUGGAUAAAAUGGUUGAUUACUAUACAUUUGAAAGAUCUAGCUUCAUUGAGGUGCCAUAUCCAAUUUGGUUCAUACCAAGUCUUUCAUGACUCUAUAACAUAUAUUGCUUUAUAUUUCUUAGAUAUUAUUGAAGGUUUUUUGAGGUUA
Messenger RNA from Prosopis cineraria, 1781 nucleotides. RefSeq lists its product as uncharacterized. The record is from RefSeq and is a predicted model, not a curated record. The transcript is spliced from 3 exons. Gene Ontology annotation, molecular function: protein binding. The coding region runs from base 125 to 1723 and encodes 532 amino acids. Lineage: Eukaryota; Viridiplantae; Streptophyta; Magnoliopsida; Fabales; Fabaceae.